Macrobrachium nipponense is the source of this 378-nucleotide messenger RNA. RefSeq names its product U1 small nuclear ribonucleoprotein 70 kDa-like. The record is from RefSeq and is a predicted model, not a curated record. NCBI's taxonomy places the organism in Eukaryota, Metazoa, Arthropoda, Malacostraca, Decapoda, Palaemonidae. The coding region runs from base 1 to 378 and encodes 125 amino acids. The transcript has a single exon.
AUGGAGAAGCAGAGGCAGAGAAAGGGAAGGAGAGACAAGUAUGGCGAAGGAGAGGAAAAAGAGAAGGGGGAUGUAGACAGGGGAGGCUUGAUAGAAGAAGAAGAAGAAGAAGAAGAAGAGGCAGAGAAAAGGAAGGAGAGGAAAAAGAGAAUGGGAAGUAGACAGGGGAGGUUUGAUAGAAGAAGAAGAAGAAGAAGAAGAAGAAGAAGAAGAAGAAGAGGCAGAGAAAGGGAAGGAGAGGAAAAAGAGAAUUGGGAAGUAGACAGGGGAGGUUUGAUAGAGAAGAAGAAGAAGAAGAGGCAGAGAAAGGGAAGGAGAGACAAGGAAGGCGAAGGAGAGGGGAAAAGAGAAGGGGGUGGGGGAGGCAGGAAGGUUUGA